Molecule: messenger RNA, 405 nt
Organism: Cylicostephanus goldi
Lineage: Eukaryota; Metazoa; Nematoda; Chromadorea; Rhabditida; Strongylidae
Source: the annotation of a GenBank genome assembly
AUGCUAGCGUCACCAUUGCUAUCCGCACUUCUUCUGAUUCUCUUCACACCUCAGAUAUUCCCCAUAAGAUGCUAUUUACACCAUGAAAUCUGGGAAGAUGGGCGAAAACUCGAAAUCCUGCCGGAUAUCUGCUCUAGUAGUAGGUACUGUAUUUCUGCUAUCUAUCGUGACCCGAAUCCAGUGAAGAAGAAUGGCUACUCUCGCGGUUGCGAUCAAGUUGACUGUGCUGAAUCCGAAGAAGAAAACUCAGUGUGGCGAGAAACGUCAGAUGGAGUACGAUGUCGUCGUCAUCGCGAUUAUGGACGGUUGGGAGAAAUCUGCUGCUGUAAAACUGACCUUUGCAAUCUGGGCACUAUGGCUUCAUUAGCAUUUACGUCUCUUCUGCUUCCUUUGCUUCUGCUGUGA